Molecule: messenger RNA, 1224 nt
Organism: Mycena indigotica
Lineage: Eukaryota; Fungi; Basidiomycota; Agaricomycetes; Agaricales; Mycenaceae
Product: FCP1-like proteiny domain-containing protein
Exons: 4
Coding region: 1-1224 (407 amino acids)
Molecular function (GO): protein serine/threonine phosphatase activity
Source: RefSeq, a predicted model, not a curated record
AUGAACUCGCUCAAUUAUUUGUCGCGGCACUUUGACGCUGCUCUAACUAGCGCCAAAACUCCGCCAUCGACACCGACAACCGAGUACCCGCCAUCGCAGUUCCUCCAAAAUAAAUCUUCGAGUUCCGGGACAUCGUCAGCCUUACCCCGCGUCCAGACAUGGUCGACCAAGUCUUUCUUAUUUGCAUCACGGCCAAGCAGCUCGCUAACUGCCCGCCCCAAACGCUCAUUGUCAUCUCCAGCCGACUUCAUCACCCUGGCGUCGUUGCAGGCACAAUCCCCAGCGACCACUACCACCUCGCUCUCUCUCGAAACACCCCCCGUAGGAACAAGCAUUGAGCCCAUCCAUAGGACAUUUCUCAUGAGAAUAUUGGUUUUGGCGUGGAAUACGUUGCGUGCUGCGUGGGCGUCACUGGCGGCCAGAACUGGGUUAGUUCAAAGUAGAAGUGCAGUUAUCCAAGUGGCAGAAAAGGAAGAAGAGGAAGGGCAGUCGACUGUCGAGGCAGACACUAAUGCUGGACUAUAUAUGGCGCCUAAACACGCGCCAGCAGCGGCUACGAAUGCAUUGCCGACACCACCGCCUAUGGUGACGACUGAUCCCAGCGCGUCGCGUUCUUCCACCCCAACAACAACUCGAAAAACACCCUUUCACUUGCCGAAAACGCUGGUCCUCGAUCUCGAUGAAACUCUCAUUCACUCCACCUCCCGACCUUUGCCGAGCACAAGGUCAGGCUUCUUUGGUCUGGGCGGAAACAAGAGUUCAGGCCGGAUGGUUGAAGUCGUUUUGGGUGGCCACACUACUCUCUAUCACGUCUACAAACGGCCCUUUGCUGACUUUUUCUUGCGAACGGUCUCUGGGUGGUACACUCUCGUUAUCUUCACCGCAUCGAUGCAGGAAUAUGCCGAUCCCAUAAUCGACUGGCUUGAUGCCGGAAGGGGAAUUCUGGCUCAUCGGUUAUUUCGAGAUUCUUGCACGCAGCUGCCCAAUGGCUCUUACACCAAGGACUUGUCUGUCGUCGACUCGGACCUGUCGCGUGUCUGUCUCAUCGAUAACUCACCUAUCAGCUACCGCGUCAAUGAGGCCAAUGGCAUCCCGAUAGAGGGUUGGACACAUGACCCUUCAGACGAGGCUUUGCUCGAUCUCCUUCCCUUCUUGGACUCGCUACGGUUUACGUCUGAUGUCCGGCGUGUGCUCGGUCUGCGGACUGCUGGUGGAUUCUCAUAG